AUGCCAGCGCCACAAAAGUCCAGGGUGACAGGCAUAAAAAACGCCAAAGGCAAGCCGGGCAAGUCCAGGCUAGCCAAAGAGCAACAGCCCAAAGUCAUCGAAGAAAAGAGCUUGGAAACGAGAAUACCACCGGAGACGCAGCAACUGAUUCUCAACAUCUUCAGAAACUCGUUCAAGGAACGUUUGGAAAGCGAUAUCCAGCCCCUGCUACAGGAAGUUAAGGGUCACCUGUUUGAUCGCAAUUUCAAGGAGGCUUUCGGGAGAGAGGAUUACCUUGAAGCGUAUGCGGCGCGAUGGAGUCCGAGUCGAGCACUGGGGUAUCUGGGUGUGUUGUGGCGCAUGAGGGAGUCUUUGAACCUUAUGCAAACCACAGAAGACGAGUCCAGUGAGGCUGAAGGUAGUUCACGAAAGAGCUGGAAAGUUGUCUGUCUCGGCGGCGGUGCUGGUGCUGAAAUAGGAACUCUAGGCGGAUUACACAGGUUGCUGUCAGAUGAGCACAAAGAGCGAGGAGACGGCCAACCAAGGAGUAUGGAGGUCGUUGCCAUCGACAGUGCAGACUGGACCAAAGUAGUCGACCAGCUUACGCAGCACAUCACUGCACCACCUCCAUUAUCGAAAUACGCAUCCGCUGCUGUCAAGGCCGCAAACCGCCCACUUGCCGACCCGACCGCGUUCAGGACGACCUUCCACCAACACGACGUUCUGACUAUGGACCCCAAGACACUCGCAGCGGCUCUUGAGAGCGUGAACCUAGUCACUCUGAUGUUCACGCUCAACGAGCUCUACUCAGCCUCAAUAUCCCUAACCCAGCAAUUCUUGUUGCGUAUGACCGAGAGCCUGGAGCCUGGGGCGAUGCUGCUAGUCGUCGAUAGUCCAGGAAGUUACUCAACAGUCAGUCUCAACGGAGCCGACAAGACUUAUCCGAUGCAGUGGCUGUUGGAUCAUACGUUAUUGGUAGAUACUUCUGGCGGAAAGGCGAAAGAGGAGGUCCGGUUGUGGGAGAAGGUGCAAGAGGAUGAUAGUAGGUGGUUUAGGCUUGAUGAUCGGUUGGAGUAUCCAAUUGAGUUGGAGAACAUGCGGAUGCAGUUGCAUCUCUAUCAGCGCCUAUGAGUUGUCGAAGCUUGCCAGGCAAAAUCUUGGCCAUAAGCACGUCGAGUGUAGCCGCGUGGGCUCGGAAUUUAGCUAUCAGUACGUUGAUCUUACGCGAGCACCCGGAUUGGC
Molecule: messenger RNA, 1221 nt
Organism: Macroventuria anomochaeta
Lineage: Eukaryota; Fungi; Ascomycota; Dothideomycetes; Pleosporales; Didymellaceae
Exons: 1
Coding region: 1-1110 (369 amino acids)
Source: RefSeq, a predicted model, not a curated record